UCAGUCAGAUCUAUCCUUUUUUUCCCUCUUUCAGCUCCUUUUAUCGAAAUAAUUACUUGCCCCUUUCCUCCCAUAAUGUGCCACUUGUUUCGUAUCCCCUCCCUCCCGAUUCCCUCCCCCUCCACCUUCCUCCUCCCUCUCCUCCCCCUGCUUUUCCUCCUCCGCCUGCCGGCUGAGGUGCGGGGCGACUGCUGGCUCAUCGAGGGGGACAAGGGCUACGUGUGGCUGGCCAUCUGCAGCCAGAACCAGCCGCCGUACGAGACCAUCCCCCAGCACAUCAACAACACGGUGCACGACCUGCGGCUGAACGAGAACAAGCUGAAGGCCGUCUUCUUCACCUCGCUGAGCCGCUUCACCAACCUGACCGACCUCAACCUGACCAAGAACGAGAUCGCCUACAUCGAGGACGGGGCCUUCGCCGGGCAGGCCAACCUGCAGGUGCUGCAGCUGGGCUACAACAAGCUGACCAACCUGACGGAGGGCAUGCUGCGGGGGCUGGGCCGCAUGCAGUGCCUCUUCCUGCAGCACAACCUGAUCGAGGUCAUCUCCACCAAUGCAUUCUGGGAGUGCCCCAGCCUCAGCAGCCUGGACCUGUCCUCCAACAAGCUGGCCCGCCUGGACCCGGCCACCUUCACCAGCCUCACCCGGCUGAUGGUGUGCGAGCUGGCGGGCAACCCCUUCCACUGCGGCUGCGAGCUCUACAGCUUCCUCACCUGGCUGGAGGCCUUCAACAACGUCACCCACACCUACGACCGGCUGCAGUGCGAGACGCCCCGGGAGCUUUUCGGGUUCCCCUUGCUGAGCCCCGUGGCGGGCCACGGGCGCAAUGCCAGGGCCAUCCUCUCCUCCAUGUGCCGGGACGGUGUGCUGAUCCCCGGCAUGACCUCCCUCCCGCCGGACUCCGACGCCUCGGGCCUGGGGCCGGACAUGUCGGACAGAAUCGGGCCCUACCACCAGCCCACCACCUCGUCCUCCUCCACGGACCCCUCGUACAGCCCCAGCAUCAAGCUGCAGCACGUCUCCCUCUCCUCGGCCUCCCUGCUGGUGCAGAUCCCCCGCCCCUACAGCAAGAUGUACAUCCUGGUGCAGUACAACAACAGCUACGUGUCCGACGUCAUGAACCUCAAGAACAAGAAGGAGAUGAUCACGCUCAACAAGCUCAAGGCCCACACCAACUACACCUUCUGCGUGGCCUCCAUCCGCAACUCCCAGCGCUACAACCACACGUGCCUCUUCUUCGCCACCCGCAUGCAGAACCCUGACGAUAUCCGCCCCAGCCCCUCCACCACGACCCACUACAUCAUGACCAUCCUGGGCUGCCUGUUCGGCAUGGUGGUAAUCCUGGGGCUGGUCUACUACUGCCUGCGCCGUCGGCGCAUGCAGGAGGAGAAGCAGAAGUCCAUCUGUGUCAAGAAGACCAUACUGGAGAUGCGGUACGGGCCGGAGGCGGCGGCGGUGGUGGCCGCGGCCGGGGAACCCUCCACGGUGCAGAAGCACCACGACCAGUCGCACCACCACCACCACCACCACAGCAAGCUGCCGCCCUCCGCCUCCUCCAGCAUGGGGAUGCUGCACAGCUCCGCCAACACCAGCUCGUCGCGGCUGUCCUCCAUCCCGCAGGUGGAGAAGAUGGCCACGGCCUUCUCGGAGGCCAUGGCGGCCAACAAGGGGAACUACAUGGACGUGAGGACCUCCGGCUCCGGGGAGGACCGCGGGAGAGAUGGAGGGGUGCCGGGGGCCGGGGAGGAGGACCUGAGGGAGGACGAUGGGAGCGACGCCGGGGAGGACUCCGACGACGAGGGUCGAGGCUCGGCCUCUGAGAUCUCCACCAUCGCCAUGGAGGUGGACAAGGUCAACCAGAUCAUCAACAACUGCAUCGACGCUCUCAAACUAGACUCGGCUGCGGUGGCGGCCGCUGCGGCCGCGGCCACCACCAUGGCGAACCCCACCUCACCCCCACCCACCAGCGCCUCCUCCCUCACUAGGGGGCUGAUCCCCCUCUCCUCUGGCGUCACAGAGGGGUGUCAGGUCCUGGCUUCCCCAAAAAUACCCCCUCCACCCCCUCUCCCCUUCUCCCUGCCAAUGUCCGAGCGGCCUGGGAUCAGCGGCGGGGGUUUCGUCUCACCCCCCUACCGCCCCCCUCCACCCGCCACGGCCAUCCAACCCCUGCAGAAGCAGAUGAGCGCCGAUGCCGCGGUGAUGGUGCUGGGCUCCAUGAAAAAGCAAUGUAGCACCUCCUCGGGCGGCUCCAUCAAAAGCACCCGGGUCUUUAGCCUGGACGUGCCCGAGCCCCGCAGCCCGGAUCCGUGCAAGUACCCGGAGAAGGGCAGCCCAGUCGGGUGCGGGGAGCCCUUGGAGAGGCUUCCUCUGGUGGGGGCUGGUGGAGGUGGAGGCGGUGGUGGUGGAGGAGGUGGAGGUGGAGCGGGCAGUGGUGCUCAGCAGCACCUGGAGGUGCACCCAGACUACCACUGUGCGGAGCACCGCCACUCCUUCCCUGCCCUCUACUACGAGGGCUCCACCGAAUCCCCCGGCCAGAGGGCCUCCUUCCUCAAGCCUCUCACCCGCACCAAGAGGGACGCUACCUCUUACUCCCAGCUCUCGCCCCGGCACCACAACUACUCCGGGUACUCCUCCAGCCCCGAGUACUCCUCCGAAAACACGCUGAAGAUCUGGGAGCGGUUCCGCCCCUACAAGAAGAGCCCCCGGGAGGAGGCGUGCUACGUGACGGCGGGGAACGCCCUGCGAAAGAAGGUCCAGUUUGCCAAGGGCGAGGACCUGCACGACAUCCUCGACUACUGGAAGGGCGUCUCGGCGCAGCAGAAGCUGUGAGGCGUAGGGCGCAGAGGGAGGGGGAACUCUAGGAAACAGAGCAGACUCCUCCAUUGCCUGAUACUUUGACCCAGAGUCUGACACUCUCACCUAAUGGAUGAUGAAGGUGAAGGGCCACCAAACCCCCCUCCCCAGAAUCAUUCAGCUUGGUUCGGUCAGUGUAAAACAUAAGUCACCUUACAGCUAGAACUGAAAAGAAAAAAAAUUUUAGGCUGAUUAUUUGUGGGACUUUGGCUGGCAAAUAUAGGGGAGCAGUACAGACUUAACUCCUAGAACAAUGAUUUGAACAUGUUUUCUGCCCCUUUUAAUAUUCUGAACCGGGAACCAACC
Messenger RNA from Megalops cyprinoides (Indo-Pacific tarpon), 3159 nucleotides. Its product is annotated as protein phosphatase 1 regulatory subunit 29. Gene Ontology annotation, cellular component: plasma membrane. Gene Ontology annotation, molecular function: protein binding. The record is from RefSeq and is a predicted model, not a curated record. The transcript has a single exon. The coding region runs from base 76 to 2829 and encodes 917 amino acids. NCBI's taxonomy places the organism in Eukaryota, Metazoa, Chordata, Actinopteri, Elopiformes, Megalopidae.